This is a messenger RNA of Globicephala melas (long-finned pilot whale), 1779 nucleotides long. RefSeq names its product GATA binding protein 6 (gene GATA6). NCBI's taxonomy places the organism in Eukaryota, Metazoa, Chordata, Mammalia, Artiodactyla, Delphinidae. Gene Ontology annotation, cellular component: nucleus. The record is from RefSeq and is a predicted model, not a curated record. Gene Ontology annotation, molecular function: RNA polymerase II cis-regulatory region sequence-specific DNA binding; DNA-binding transcription factor activity, RNA polymerase II-specific; zinc ion binding. Gene Ontology annotation, biological process: negative regulation of transcription by RNA polymerase II; epithelial cell differentiation; positive regulation of transcription by RNA polymerase II.
AUGGCCUUGACUGACGGCGGCUGGUGCCUGCCGAAGCGCUUCGGGGCCGCGCCUGCGGACGCCAGCGACUCCGGAGCCUUUCCAGCGCGGGAGCCCUCUACGCCGCCUUCCCCCAUCUCCUCCUCUUCUUCCUCCUGCUGCUCUCGCGGUGGGGAGCGCGGCCCCGGCGGCGCCAGCAACUGCAGGACACCGCAGCUCGACACGGAGGCGGCGGCGGGACCCACGGCCCGCUCGCUGCUGCUUAGCCCCUACGCCUCGCAUCCCUUCGGGGCUCCCCACGGACCUUCGGCGCCGGGGAUCUCUGGCCCCGGGGGCGCCCUGUCGAGCUGGGAGGACCUAUUGCUCUUCACUGACCUCGACCAGGCCGCGACCGCCAGCAAGCUGCUGUGGUCCAGCCGCGGCGCCAAGCUGAGCCCUUUCGCCCCCGAGCAGCCCGAGGAGAUGUACCAGACCCUCGCCGCCCUCUCCAGCCAGGGGCCCGCCGCUUACGACGGCGCGCCCGGCGGCUUCGUGCACUCGGCGGCCGCCGCGGCUGCGGCCGCGGCCGCGGCGAGCUCCCCAGUCUACGUUCCCACUACGCGCGUGGGCUCCAUGCUGCCCGGCCUGCCGUACCUCCAGGGGGCGGGCGGCGGGCCCGCCAAUCACGCGGGCGGCGCGGGCGCGCACCCCGGCUGGCCCCAGGCCUCCGCCGACAGUCCCCCGUACGGCAGCGGAGGCGGCGCGCCAGCCGGCGGGGCGGCGGGGCCCGGCAGCGCCAGCUCCGCCGCGGCGCACGUUUCGGCGCGCUUCCCCUACUCGCCCAGCCCGCCCAUGGCCAACGGCGCGGCUCGGGACCCGGGGGGCUACGCGGCGGCCGGCGGCGGGGGCGCGGGCGGCGUGAGCGGUGGAGGCGGCAGUCUGGCGGCCAUGGGCGGCCGCGAGCACCAAUAUGGCUCGCUGUCGGCCGCGCGGCCGCUGAACGGGACGUACCACCACCAUCACCACCACCACCCGAGCGCCUACUCGCCCUACGUGGGUGCACCGCUGACGCCCGCCUGGCCCGCCGGACCCUUCGAGACCCCGGUGCUUCACAGCCUGCAGAGCCGCGCCGGAGCCCCGCUCCCUGUGCCGCGGGGCCCCAGCGCAGACCUGCUGGAGGACCUGCCUGAGAGCCGCGAGUGCGUGAACUGCGGCUCCAUCCAGACGCCACUGUGGCGGCGGGACGGCACCGGCCACUACUUGUGCAACGCCUGCGGCCUCUACAGCAAGAUGAACGGCCUCAGCCGGCCCCUCAUCAAGCCGCAGAAGCGCGUGCCUUCCUCCCGCCGGCUUGGAUUGUCCUGUGCCAACUGUCACACCACAACCACCACUUUGUGGCGCAGAAACGCCGAGGGUGAACCUGUGUGCAAUGCUUGUGGACUCUACAUGAAACUCCAUGGGGUGCCUCGACCGCUUGCUAUGAAAAAAGAGGGAAUUCAAACGAGGAAACGAAAACCUAAGAACAUAAAUAAGUCAAAAGCUUGCUCCGGUAAUAGCAAUACUUCUGUUCCCAUGACUCCAACUUCCACCUCUUCUAACUCAGAUGACUGCAGCAAAAAUACUUCCCCUACGACACAACCGACAGCCUCAGGGGCAGGCGCCUCAGUGAUGUCUGGAGCAGGGGAGAGCGCUAAUCCCGAGAACAGCGAGCUCAAGUACUCAGGUCAAGAUGGGCUGUACAUCGGCGUCAGCCUGGCCUCGCCGGCCGAAGUCACGUCGUCGGUGAGACAGGAUUCCUGGUGUGCCCUGGCCCUGGCCUGA